ACUAUUCCUCCAAACUUUGAUAAUGUCGAAGGCAGCAGAAGUUUCACCUAUAAAGGUUACAUGGAAGCCCAUGAUUAUUCCUCCUGCAGUUAUUCCAAAACCAAUAAAAACUAAACGAGCUGUGCAUGAGAGUCCUUUUGUUAAUGAUGGCGUGAGUGUUUCAAUAUAUAAUAAACCAAGGAAGAAGCCUAUCAUACCGGAAUAUUCAGCAACAGCAGAUAGAGCAUGCCAAUCUUACUUUGGCAGUCCUAGAGUACAAAAGUUGUUAAAAAUAACUCUGGAAGAAGAUAGAAAAUAUGCGGAGGAGGAGAAAAAAAAGAAAGCUAUGGAAGAUGAGGGAAAAGACAAAAAAUUUGUAGAAGAUUUAAAAGAUAAAAGAGCUGCGGAAGAGGCAAAAUCAAGAAAAAGUACAACUAAAAGCGAAGACUUCAAAGAUGGUUUCAUCAAUGAUGCAAUUUCAGCAACCAAAACAACUAGGAAUCUAUUACCACCAUACGAUGCUACAAAGGAUCCUGCUUGCAAAACAUAUUUCAACAAACGAGGAGUUAGUAAUAUGGUACAAAAACAAAAGAAAUUUUGGAAACCUCUCUAUCCAGUUUGCUAUACAACUAAUUGGAAGAAACCUAAGGAAUUUCAGGACGAAAUGACAUUUGGAAAUUCUCAAGAAGGAUUUGGCAGGCAAGAUUCAAAGUCUUCUUUAUCUCCAACAUCAAGCGAAAAGAAAUUGCCGCUAAUACCUUUGGAAGAACCUUUAAUAAGAUCAUCUAUGCUUAGAAGUAUCAGCAAAGAGGAUACAGUCCUACAUCGAAAGAGGGAAGAAUCAUUUGUGAAUGACGCAAUACUAGCAAGCCAUUCUAAGCAAAGGUAUCGCGACUUGUUGCCGAAAUACGAUGCUUUCUUUGACCAACAUACACGAUGGAUCUACGUCUGGACAAAGAUGACGGAAAACCAGCCUACUAAAUCAGAUAAAGCACCAAGCCAACGAAACCAAUCACCGAGACGAGCUUCUGGGUCACCAAGAAGGAGCGUAAAUAAAAUUUAUAAAACCCCUCCAACACCCCCUCCUCAAGCGCUACAAACCAAAGAAAAGAACUUUGUUCUGGACUCUGUUGCUUCAAGCUCCAUUUCGAUUGAUUAUUCAAAAACUAAUCCAAAGCUAGGACCAGUUAUACCCCCUUAUAAUUCUCAGAGAGAUAAGCAUUGCGAUACUUAUUUCCGUUUUUUCGGGGUUGAAGAGACUUUGGACAAAACUAGACAGAAAAAGCCGGAAGACACGUCCAUAGAAGGAAAAACUAUGGACAGAUUUGCUAGAGAGGGUCCAGGUUCGCAUUAUCUCUUACUAAGAAAUCAAAGUGGUAUGGGACAUUCGAGAGAAACAAUCGAUGGACAUGGACAAUUUAUGCAAGGGGUAAAGCCUGUCAUUGGUUUCAACGGUAAUUUUGGAUUUAGACGAAAUACUCCAUGGUUAAGAAAAGAGCCAUCUCCAUUUGGAACGGCUUCCAGAUCGCCUUGUCACUAG
Molecule: messenger RNA, 1519 nt
Organism: Dimorphilus gyrociliatus
Lineage: Eukaryota; Metazoa; Annelida; Polychaeta; Dinophilidae
Source: the annotation of a GenBank genome assembly